AUGACGGCUUAUCUCUUUAAGCUAAAAUUUGUCAUAAAGAGGAGAUCCGGACAGGAGGGAAAGCGGCAUAGAGCAGGAGGAGGAGAGGAAAACAGCGGAGGCAUACCAGGAAAAUUUUCUGUUAACACCCAAAUUACUCCCCCCAAUAUCUCUUCUUCACCCACUAAAAUCUUCUUUACUCUCCUUCUCUUUGCGGACUCCUUUGCCGGCAAGAGCGUCGCACUCGUGCAGGGAAGCACCAUCCGCGCGCUCGAGACGGCGGGCGCUCUGAAACCGGAGAUCGGCGCUGCCUUCGAAGCCCUAGGUCAGGCUGAAAACUCAACUUUUCCGAGGACUUGA
Molecule: messenger RNA, 339 nt
Organism: Sphenostylis stenocarpa
Lineage: Eukaryota; Viridiplantae; Streptophyta; Magnoliopsida; Fabales; Fabaceae
Source: the annotation of a GenBank genome assembly